Messenger RNA from Medicago truncatula (barrel medic), 999 nucleotides. Its product is annotated as F-box protein At4g27050. The record is from RefSeq and is a predicted model, not a curated record. The coding region runs from base 415 to 897 and encodes 160 amino acids. The transcript has a single exon. Gene Ontology annotation, molecular function: protein binding. NCBI's taxonomy places the organism in Eukaryota, Viridiplantae, Streptophyta, Magnoliopsida, Fabales, Fabaceae.
AAGCUAAAGUAGAAUCAAUAUUUAUUACAAUAAAACCUAGUAAUACACAAUAUAAGUCCAAAACCACAUUAAACAAAACAAAUUUUGCGGAAAGAAACUGUCGGCUCCCAGCCUCCCCUCGUCAACUCUCCAUUCCUUAGUCUCAAUUAUUUGUGCUGGUAUUUUAAUUAUCUUCCUUCAAAACAAAACAAAAAAACUACAGUACUAAUUAUCUGUGUAUACAUGCAUAGCUACACCAGCAUCUCCUCCUCUAGAAAUAAACAUGACCAAAAUCAACAUAACCACAAAGAUCUGGUAAACAAACAAACUUGCAGUGUGAGUGUGUUUAAUCCAUUUCAGAUUUCAAUUUGAAAAACAAACAACUAUAAUCUGUUCACUGAAAGAGAUCCAUAACCCAUAGGAAAAGCAAAAACAAUGGCGGAGGACUCCAAACUCGAAGAAGACAGGAUCAGUAAUUUACCAGAUGGUCUGCUCAACCAGAUCUUAUCAUUACUCCCGAUCAAAGACGCAGUUGCCACUGGCCGUCUAUCUCGUCGAUGGCGCCACCUCUGGAAGCAUCUCUCCGUUCUCAACUUCAGCCUGUCUCACUUCAAAAUUUAUGAAGAAUGCGAUGGAACGGAGGACCCUACUGAAGAAUUCAGGAGCUUCGCUCUUUUAGUUAAUGGUGUGCUUGCUCUCCUCCGUAAUCCCCGCGCCAUUCGGAAGUUUCAUCUUCACUGUGCCCACUCCCAUUUGGAUGACAAGUUCCGUGCUUACUCAGUUGAUACGUGGGUUCGUUCUGUCAUUGGACCUCAUCUCGAGGAACUCAAUCUCGUGCUCUAUUCAAAGGAAUACAAGUCUGCCUUCAAGCUCCCUCAAACCCUCUUCACUUCGGCUAACCUCAUUUCACUCUCGUAAAUAAAUUACUUCCACUUUUUAUUGCUUUCAUUCUGUUGCACUUUUGUGUCGUAAUCCCGUAUUAUCUGUUCAUCUUAUCUUAGAAAAUUUGAUUUGACUUUA